AUGUAUUUUCAAUUCGUUAAAACCAUUAUCUCACAAGAAGCUCAAGUGCAGAUCCAGGCGCUGCUCGUCACGAAUCUGAUCUCUGCGUCUGAGCUGCAGCUCACAAGUCCGUUCGAGAAGUUGCAUCGCUGGUCUUACGACCUCAAAAUGAAGCCGCAACGAAACUCAACUCGUAUUAUUCUCCGCGCUGCUGACUCUUCUUGGCGCUCUCAGCCUUCGCUGUUCGCGAAGAGGAUCACGCUGGCACGCCCGAUGGCAAAAGUUUGGAGGACAUGCGUCACAAAGGGCGCUGCGCUAGGACACGCGGAGACGAACAGAAAGCCAACACGUAAACCUAGCAAGGCGGCGGCCAUACGUGCAGCCAAGAAAGGGCGAGCUGCUUCGCGCGCUGCGACUGGAACUAUUGACGCAACUGAUACCCUGAGACGUGAACCAACUCCCAUGAGCAUGGAGGAGAGCAGUGGAGCAGAAUCAAGGGCGCGGCAGUCGAAUCCCACCGCCGUGGCGUCACAACUGCUCAGUGGUGUCAUUAAAGCGAGGGAAAAGACGUCUGACACCGACCGUGCGGCUAGUGUCACAAUCUGA
Messenger RNA from Phytophthora infestans T30-4, 585 nucleotides. RefSeq lists its product as uncharacterized. NCBI's taxonomy places the organism in Eukaryota, Oomycota, Peronosporomycetes, Peronosporales, Peronosporaceae. The record is from RefSeq and is a predicted model, not a curated record. The transcript has 3 exons. The coding region runs from base 1 to 585 and encodes 194 amino acids.